AUGGGCUGGACAGGCACGUGGCCCCCACCCCCACCUCCACCUCUGCUGGAGAUAAGUCGUUUUUUUCGACCCGACCCCAGUGGGCUAGCUUUCUACACCAUGACGCUUUGGCAAGUGUGCGUGGGCACCAGGGGCCCCAUCCCCAGAAAGUCCCAAAGCCCUUGGCACGCCCCAGUGACCCCAAGUGGGCAACUGCUACAGCAGUGGGUCCCACCCAGGCAGACACUGCCAGCCUCCUCCCCCUGCAACGGGCACCAGCUCUACCUCCCUGAGCAGGGCAACGCCCUGGCUCCUCAGCCCAGCACCAUCUGUCCCCCUAGACUUCUCAGGGGCCAGCCCAAUCUCGGCCACCCUCUCCCUAGCCCUCAGCUCCUGUGCAGGUGA
Messenger RNA from Rangifer tarandus platyrhynchus (Svalbard reindeer), 384 nucleotides. NCBI's taxonomy places the organism in Eukaryota, Metazoa, Chordata, Mammalia, Artiodactyla, Cervidae. The record is from the annotation of a GenBank genome assembly.